GCAGCGGCCGGUGACACGUUUCCAUGGGAGAGCGGGGCGCGUGGCACCGCGGGGGGGCGGGGAGCGCGGCCGGCCCUUAAAGGGGCCGCACCCGCCGCGGGGGCAGAAGCAGCGCGGCGGCGGGAGGCGGCUGGAGCGGCGGGGAACCAUGGCAGAGAAGAUUCUGGUGACCGGCGGAGCUGGCUACAUCGGCAGUCACUGUGUGCUGGAGCUGGUGGAGGCUGGCUAUGUCCCUGUGGUCAUAGACAACUUUCACAAUGCCAUCCGAGGGGCAGACGCGCUCCCUGAGAGCCUCCGGCGUGUGCAGGAGAUCGUGCACCAGCCCAUCCUCUUCCAGGAGCUGGACAUCACCGACGAGGCAGCGCUGCAGGAGCUCUUCAGUAAGCACCGUUUCGCAGCCGUGAUGCACUUUGCGGGGCUGAAGGCAGUGGGGGAGUCUGUGCAGAAGCCCCUGGAGUACUACAGGGUGAACCUCACUGGGACCAUCCGGCUGCUGGAGACCAUGAAAGCCCACGGCGUGAAGAACAUCGUGUUCAGCAGCUCUGCCACCGUCUAUGGAGACCCCAGGUACCUGCCCCUGGAUGAGAACCACCCGGUCGGAGGCUGCACCAACCCUUACGGCAAAUCCAAGUACUUCAUCGAGGAGAUGAUUCGAGAUCUCUGCAAAGCAGAGAGGGACUGGAAUGCCAUUCUCCUGCGCUACUUCAACCCUAUCGGUGCCCACGAGUCGGGCAUGAUUGGAGAAGAUCCUCAGGGGAUCCCGAACAACCUCAUGCCUUACGUGGCCCAGGUGGCAGUGGGGCGCCGGGAAUUCCUGAGUGUGUUCGGGAAUGACUACAAGACAGACGACGGAACGGGUGUCAGGGAUUACAUCCAUGUUGUGGAUCUGGCCAAGGGCCAUAUCGCUGCUUUGAAGAAGCUCAAGGAGAACUGUGGCUGCAAGAUCUACAAUCUGGGCACAGGUACUGGCUACUCUGUCCUGCAGAUGGUCCAGGCCAUGGAGAAAGCCUCGGGGAGGAAGAUCAAGUACAAGAUCACAAGCCGGCGGGAGGGAGAUGUGGCCUCCUGCUAUGCCAACCCGGCGCUGGCCGAGCGCGAGCUGGGCUGGAAAGCUGCCUUUGGCCUGGACAAGAUGUGUGAGGACCUGUGGCGCUGGCAGCUGCAGAAUCCCACAGGCUUCAGCAAGAACUGAGCUGUGGCCCGAGGGCUCGCCUGGCUGCCAUGGGUGGCUUGGGACCAGCCCCACCUGCCUCCCAGCGAGGCUGCCACCAUCCUGGGUGCAAUUCCAGCUCCCCCUCCUGCUUCUCGCAUGGGGCAGGAAGGCAGGAGCAUCCCCAGCCUCUCCACUCCUCAUCCUCAACCCCCCAGGUUCUUUGCAACUCACAGAGCAGAAACACAAGGAAGAACAGAGCCAGGGCCCGGCUUUGGGACCCAGGGCAUGAAAUCCCGUCAGGGAACUGUACAGGGGCUGGUGACAGCCCCAGCAGGGAGAAGGUGCUUGGCUGGGCCCUGUGGCUACUGCUGGAGCUGCUCCUGGGCUCUCCCUGGGCCCUGGGAAGUGGCCGCAUCCAGCGCUUAAACACUUGAGUCCUGUUGAGCCGAAACUGCAGAGGAAACCGCACCUUCUCUGCUGCACCGGGCCCCCAACCCACCCAGACUGGGAAGUGGGGGAGCUUCCCACUCUUGGAGAAAGGCCGGGUACCUGCUGCCCCCUGCCCUGGGUAUGGAGGCGGCUGCUGAGCCCCUACCUCAGGCCCCAGGAACCCCCAGGCCAGGGUGCCACGUCUUCCUCCCACUCCCACAGGGACCAGUCACAGCCCGAGGCUCGUUUCCCUCCAGGGAUGGCUGCCAGCAGCUGCCCCCCAUACUGUUUCCCCUGGCCCCUAGUGCAGUUUUGGGGACCAAGCCUCAUGUCCCGCUGCGCCGGAGGAGCCCCUGCCCACGGCUGUGCCAGCCCUGGGCACGGCCAGCCUCGCCCGGCUGCACGCAGCCCCCCCUGCUGCCGUUUGAUGGGGCCGGUGCCUGGUUUUGCUUCCACGUUGCCUGUGGCAGCCGCUUCCCUAAUCACAUUGCCAAAGGCUGCCCAGGAGAAGGCUCUGCUCAGCUGUCAAAUACUGGUCCUAUUUAUUACUGGCAGCUCUAACGGCUUCGUUAGGCAGUGCUGACGCAGUCAGCCCAGUCUGCUGUCAGUUGGAUUAAUAACUUAUGCUACUAAAUUAUGAAUUGAGCUUUUGAUUUGUUUUUAAAUAAACUUUCUUACUUUCUAAGUGGCAGCUCUGUUCUGCUUUCCCUCAGCUGGAGCUGCUGCCCCCA
Molecule: messenger RNA, 2313 nt
Organism: Chroicocephalus ridibundus (black-headed gull)
Lineage: Eukaryota; Metazoa; Chordata; Aves; Charadriiformes; Laridae
Gene: GALE
Product: UDP-galactose-4-epimerase
Exons: 11
Coding region: 149-1192 (347 amino acids)
Biological process (GO): beta-D-galactose catabolic process via UDP-galactose, Leloir pathway
Cellular component (GO): cytosol
Molecular function (GO): UDP-glucose 4-epimerase activity
Source: RefSeq, a predicted model, not a curated record